Scutellospora calospora is the source of this 957-nucleotide messenger RNA. The record is from the annotation of a GenBank genome assembly. NCBI's taxonomy places the organism in Eukaryota, Fungi, Glomeromycota, Glomeromycetes, Diversisporales, Gigasporaceae.
AUGGAAAUACUUGAAGAAUUUGCCGUUAGUAAUGAUGCGCUAUAUGAACUUGCUGUAACUGAUGAUGCGUUAUAUGAUAAUUUUCAGAACAAUUUUGCUGUUAAUGAUACCCUAUAUAGUGACCAAAGUGAAUUUGAUAUUGUUAGAAAUGUUGAAAACAGAAAUAUGAUAAAUUGUGAAGAUGUUGAAAAUAGCGAUAUGAUUAAUUGUGAAGGUGCUAAAUACGAAAAUAUGAUGAUAUAUGACUGGUAUCAAUUGAUAAAUGAAGGUGCUCAAGGAUAUACAAUGAAGGAAGUCAAAAAGUAUAGAGGCAAACAAGAAUUUAGGAUUUGUUGUUAUCGUGUUGAAAGGUCUAAUGGUACAAUCUGGAGACGCAUAUUAGUGUAUAUGGCAGAUAAACCUUUCAUGUCUAGAAAAAACAAUUCUCAUAAGGUCAUCUAUGUUACAAAGUUAAUUAAUAAGCAUAAGAAUCAUAGUCUUAAUCGAGCACAUUAUGAUUUUCGGGAAAGUUUAGAGUUUACAGUGGAUAUGAUUAAGGAGGUUGAAUUUUUUGUAACCAAAAUGAAGUAUAGUUCUCAACAAAUUUACAAAGCUCUUGAGGAAAAUUAUUCCGUUAAGAUUUACAUACCUGUGUUAUAUUGGGUAAUUCAGCAGUUUCGUUCAAAAUCCUAUGACCAGACAAAUGAUGCUAGUCAUUUGUAUGAAGAAUUGUUAAAGAAGAAAGAAAUUGACUCCCGAUGGUAUGUUGAACAAAUUAAGAAAGUGACAUCUGAAGCUAUUCCACAUAUUAUUUUUACUGAUGCUAACCCUGCUUUGAUUGCUGCAAUACAGGAAGAAUUUCCAUUGACAAAUACUCUGCAUUGCAUGUUUCAUAUUGCAUAUAAUAUUCCUCAAAAUUUGAAAAGUAGUCUCAGAGAUUGUUAUGAUGAAUUUAUUAAGGACUUCUUUGAUAUAUAG